AUGGAUGACGAAAUGAAGAAAGGUUUACUGGAAUGUGGAAACAUAAAUGAUUAUGGUAGUUUUAUGGAUGAUAUUGCUGAAGUGACGCCAGUUACUCUUUCUUGGCAUAAAAUCCAUGCAUAUUCCAAAAAAACAAGACGUUUAAUUCUUGAUGAUAUUAGUGGUAUCGCUAAAAGCGGACAACUUAUUGCUUUUAUGGGCGCAAGUGGAGCUGGUAAGACGACAUUGUUGAAUGCACUUUUAUCAAGAAAUCUGAAAGGAUUACGAGUUGGUGGUGAAGUAAUUGUUAAUGGUUUAAAUAUUGGUGCUUGUAUAACUGCGAUUAGUGGAUAUGUUCAACAGGAAGAAUUAUUUAUUUCAUCACUUACGGUACGAGAACAUCUUCUUUUGCAAUCAUAUUUACGUCUUCCUAGGCAGUUUUCGAAAGAAGAUCGGCAAAAAGAAGUAUCAAAGGUGAUAAUGCUUUUCGGUCUUUCAAAGUGCCAGAAUAAUAGAAUAGGAACGGUUGGAGUUCGAAAAGGAAUCUCUGGCGGUGAAGCGAAAAGGCUAGCGUUAGCAACUGAAACACUUAAUAAUCCUUCAGUAUUAUUUUGCGAUGAGCCUACAUCUGGAUUGGAUUCAUACAUGGCAGAAUCGAUAGUAGAAAUUUUAUUGAAAUUGGCUCGUCGUGGCCGUACGGUUAUUUGUACAAUUCAUCAACCAACUUCCAUAUUAUUUAAUAUGUUUGACCGUGUUUUGUUCAUUGCUAGAGGUCAUGUUGCCUAUAUUGGUCCACCAUCAAAAGUUUUAUUGUUCCUCGAAAAGAAUGGCUAUCCAUGUCCGAAUGAAUAUAAUCCAGCUGAUAUGGUUGUUCAAGUAAUAUGGCCAAAUGGCAUUAUUUUGUAA
Messenger RNA from Dracunculus medinensis (Guinea worm), 885 nucleotides. The record is from the annotation of a GenBank genome assembly. NCBI's taxonomy places the organism in Eukaryota, Metazoa, Nematoda, Chromadorea, Rhabditida, Dracunculidae.